UUAGGCGAGGAUCGCUGCGCGCUGCGAUCCAGUCCUCAGAACAGUGCGGCUGGCUCAGCGGUUUGGAUCGUUUCGCUAUCGUUGGUCGUGGUCGCGUGUCCGAGAUUCUUAGAAUUCACAGAGAAUGGCAGCCAUCAGUAAAUAUUGGAACGAAAUCAUACAUCCGGGGGUGACCUGUGCCACUCUGUCACAUCCCGGUAGAACCUGUGAGGACCAUAUCCGCCGACAGAUGCGUGUCACCAUCGGUGGCAAUCUGAAGUUCUUCUUGCCGAUAUCAAUCGUUCGGUUGUUCAUGCUGUGCUACACGCGGAAGGCAGUGUCGGUUGAAAUUUUGCUGCAGGCCCUAUUCGAGCUGUUCAGUGAAGCCUUCAAUGGGUGGGCAGUGUCUAAUUGCUGGAGUGCCGGGUUCUGUGCCAUGUAUCGCUGGUUCGGCUUCAUCAACAACUACUCAGUGUCACUGCCGAGCUCGCCGGGAACCCUGUUGAUGUUCCUAAUGCCGGCUUACGUCAAGAUGAGCCACUCGCGGGCGAUGUUCAAUGUGUUUUUAGAGUGCUGGAUGAAAUCGAGAGAGCAUCCGCUGGUGGAAUAUGCACGGGAAUCGAGACUAGUCGGAACAGUGUCGUUCAUGGCCAUUAGUGCCGCUAUUGGAUAUUUUGCACAGCGGACCAAGGCCAUGGAAUUCUGGUUUUUCUCACCACUGAAGAAAAAUCUCAACCCAGAAUCGGAACAGCACCACAAGCCCUGCCACCAUCGUCACACCUGCCAAAGCUACAUCUUCGACGGUAUGCGGACAUGUUUCACAUUUGGCCUGCUGCUGGAAUUGGUCCGGAAAUUGAUCAACGUCGCUCCCCGAAUCAGCAGUGAACCUGCCGCCGCCAUUUUGGAAGCGUUUUCUCGCAUCCGGUUGAGGUUCGUCGCCUUCCUUACGCUGUACAAUGGACUGUUCCGACUGACAACCUGUGCGUUGGCCCGCCACAGGCGGAAGGUAACCGAGAGUGACAGCACCGUGGCGGCCUGCAUAAGUGGUCUAAGUUACGCUCUGUCACCAAACUACAAUAUCUUCAAUCUGGGUGUAGCCGCUGCCAUACAGAACGCUUGGAAUUUUAUAACCGAGAAAUACGACAAAGUGCAGUGGAUCCAGCAGGUGAAUAAACUUUCGUUCAGUUCGAUCGUGUGGGUGUUUCUUAUGAACUACAACAUGUACGCUCGGGCGUACUACCCAUACGCGAUGUCGAAGUUUGCCUUGAAGUUCACCGAUAUUUGCUCCGGCUUACAAGCACAAACUGCCGCCGAAUGUCUUGGAAAAGUUGCAAUGGGGUUCAGCUGAGCUAAUGCAGUUUCGAAUUUAGAUUUUAUUUCCAAUUAUUGUUAAUGGUUAUUUGCGGUUGUGAUAGUUUAUAAGUGGGUUAUGAAUAAUAAUUAAAAACUU
Armigeres subalbatus is the source of this 1429-nucleotide messenger RNA. RefSeq lists its product as uncharacterized. The record is from RefSeq and is a predicted model, not a curated record. Lineage: Eukaryota; Metazoa; Arthropoda; Insecta; Diptera; Culicidae. Bases 125 to 1327 code for a protein of 400 amino acids. The transcript is spliced from 5 exons.